CUUUGUUUUAGUUUUCUUUACACAUCGAUUUAAUCACGAUUAAAAAUAUUUACACGUUACAAUAAAUCGAAAUAAGUUAAGUGACAUAUUUGCUCAAUUAAGGAAGACUAUGAAAGUUUUAAGAGAAUGGACAAUCGACGCACCAUGGGGAAAAAUAGCAAUGAUAUCAUGGGGCAACGAGGCAGGCUCGCCAGUACUGCUGGUACACGGACGGCAGGACAGCGCCGCUACUUUUGAGCCACUAUUACAGUUGCUGCCGGACACAUACCAUUAUGUGGCUCUGGACCUGCCCGGACAUGGCCGAUCUGAUCCAUUUCCUACAGGAUUGGCGCCAACGAGGCUGCACUUCGUGGGCGCCUUGCAGGCGGCGGUGCGGCAUCUGCGCUGGAAGCAGUUCAUCUUUGUGGGACACUCCAUGGGCUGCGAGGGAGGUUUGUUCUUCAACGCGGUGUACCCUCACCGCAUAUCGAAGAUGAUCCUCCUGGACCCUGGGCCGGCGCUGACUCGCCUGCAAGUCCACGACCCCCCGGAGUACUUCGCCUCCUUCCACCAGAAGUACUAUGAUAACUAUGACAAGUUCGCGCAGAAGAGGAUCUACAGCCAGCAGCGCGCCCUGGAGGCGGUGAUGAAGGCGCGCGGCUUCACCGAGGCGCAGGCGCGCCGAGCGCCGUCGAGGAAUAUGGUCCAAGUCGGAGAAGACCUCUAUGAAUUAAGCUGGGACCGUCGCCUCCUAUGCCUCCCGCCGCCAAACUACCCCCCCUCCUACUACUACCAGCUGUUCUGCACCCCCACACCCACCCUACUCAUCGCCGCCAAACAGUUCCAGGGAGGUUACACCAACGGCGCGAAGAAAACGCUGAAAUUAAUCAGUGAUUUGGAGAGAACUCUGGAUAGUUUCACAGUGGUGACGGUAGAGGGCGGGCAUGAUGUGCAUUUUACUAAUCCGGAGCGUUUCAUUAAAGUACUUUGUGAGUUUUUAGAUAACAAGUUUGAGUGUCAGUCUAAACUGUAGAGGGUAUUACACCAACAUAAA
This is a messenger RNA of Cydia fagiglandana, 1033 nucleotides long. RefSeq names its product serine hydrolase-like protein. Gene Ontology annotation, cellular component: mitochondrion. The coding region runs from base 110 to 1012 and encodes 300 amino acids. NCBI's taxonomy places the organism in Eukaryota, Metazoa, Arthropoda, Insecta, Lepidoptera, Tortricidae. The transcript has 6 exons. Gene Ontology annotation, molecular function: monoacylglycerol lipase activity. Gene Ontology annotation, biological process: acylglycerol catabolic process. The record is from RefSeq and is a predicted model, not a curated record.